CUUUCGAGAGGCCCCGUUAUGACUUGUGCCUGAUAAAUAAGCUAAUUUCUUUAGUAUCGAUUUAUUUAAAAUUUAAAUUACUAAGUUUUGCUAUAAAUUGUGGAUGUGCUUAUUAUUUUGCUUUUGAAAUAAUAUAAACAACUUCGAUAUACCAUUUAUCGACUUUAUGCGCGUAUACAGAUAUACAAAAAAUAUUGGAAUCAAAACAGUACUAUAUUUCCAAUUGUUUGAUACACAAUACCAUUGCUUUGUUUGAAAAAGUCUAUAAAAGUUGUUUCACAUGGGAAAAAAGAAUAAACGAAAGGGUCACCCAAAACCACAUUAUCGUGGACAACCACUUUGGCAACUGUUGGAGAAUUUGCCAAACCACGGCGUUGGACGGCUAAUAGUUCGUGGCUCCUUUCAGCAGGAUGAAGAACAUCCUAGUUAUAUGCGUAUACUAACUGUAGAUAUGACAUCAAAAUCAAUAAAACAUCCUGACAAUCCAAAAAAUGCAAACAAAAUAAGAAUCCCUGUUACUGUGGAAAAAGUAUGGCGUGGAGUAAUUUUUCCUCGACCACAGAAUAUCCAAAGUACCAGCUACUUACCAGAUUACAUACUUAUUCCUGAAGCAGAAGAAGAAAAGUUCGUGCGUAACGCGAAGACUGCAAGUGAAUGUAACUAUGUAUAUUGGACAGCUGGUCAAAAGAAAAGGAUUAGAGAGCGCAUAGAGCAAGGAAUGUCGCCAGAAGAAGCUAAACAACGGGAGAAAGAAAGGAUAGCCUUGCAAGAAGCUGAAGAUGAAGGAUCCGAUGACAUCGAUGAGGAUGAUGAGUCUUUUGGCUAUCAACAUUUUCCUGAAAAGCAUGUUCGGAAAAACUCAGCAGCCGCUAAUAAAACAGGACAAGAAACAUGUCGUGGUUCAAAAAGAAGCUGGCCUCAAAAAAGUAAUGAAGUAAGCGCGAAAUUAAGAAAACAAUAAUUGAAUAGAGUUAUUUAAACGCUUUUUCCAUUACUUCAUAUGUAUAUUAUUAUUUGAUCAUGGUCAGAUAGAAACUAUAAUUUUCAAUCUUAACGAUUUGUCUGAACUACAUAUAUCUAUACUUGAAUCUGUAUUAAAUAUUUAAUGCAUCGACAACUUUAAAUAAACAUACAAAUGAAUUAAAAUACUUUAA
Messenger RNA from Bactrocera latifrons, 1154 nucleotides. RefSeq lists its product as uncharacterized. Gene Ontology annotation, cellular component: mitochondrial small ribosomal subunit; mitochondrion. Gene Ontology annotation, biological process: mitochondrial translation. Gene Ontology annotation, molecular function: structural constituent of ribosome. NCBI's taxonomy places the organism in Eukaryota, Metazoa, Arthropoda, Insecta, Diptera, Tephritidae. The record is from RefSeq and is a predicted model, not a curated record. Bases 281 to 961 code for a protein of 226 amino acids. The transcript is spliced from 2 exons.